AGAAAUCUUAACUUGAAGGAUAUAGUUAUCAAUCGUCUGAAAUAACUAACUAUAAAUAUAAUAGAUGUUAUAUUAAGUAAGACAAUCUUUCAGAAUAUACAGGGAUUAAUAGAACUUGAUGACUUGAAGUUGAUCAAGACAACAACAAGAAUUCACUCUGUCUCAAUGGUAAAAUAACGAUCAGGAAGAAAGGACACGUGUGUGACAAAUUUUAUAAUAUUGUAAACUGUUGACAGUUUUGAUGGAUUAAUUACUGUCUUUAAUAUACAAUGUAUAUUGUUCUAAUAAUAUGACUACUGCGUAUAUGAUUUGCAUACUGAUUCAUACAUACAAGUCAAACAGCCAGUGUUUACAGUCUGCGUAUCAUUUCAAGUCAUCACGGAAUUAAAAAGCGCAUUCAUGUCUUUCUACUGUAAAGAUAUUGAAGUAUCUGGAAGUUAGACACGAAGUGAUCUGAUCGGACGAGAAUCAUUUGAAAAAAAAAACAACAACAGAGGAUAUCAGUGAACAGUUCUGAAAUUUGGAGUUUUUGCAAUGGCGAAGAAGAAUACAUUGAAUAUCAAUCCAGUAUUCAACCAUAAGCAGUCAAUAGCGUUGGUGGACACAGCUGAAGAUCUCGUGGAUAGCUUGGAUAAUUUGUCUGUCUGUCUUAAACACAUAGAGGAAAUUCAUGUCCAGAAUAAAGAUGAAGCUUCAAAAGGAGAAACAAGUUUAUACGAAAAACUUAGGGAAAAUCUCGACGUUGCUCAAGAUCUAACAGACACGCUGAAACGGGAAAAAUGGCGGCUGAACAGACGACAAAUGAGCGUAGAGCUGCGAAUGGGAGAGUUGGAAGAAUACAAAUCACACAUGAAAGAAGAUAUGACGGAUAUGAAUCAGACAGUGGAGUCACUGAGCAUGCGCAUCAUUCAGUUGGAAGAUGCUCUUGUAGAAGCUCAAGAAUUACAGGAACACACUGAAGCUGAAAGGGCAGUCACACAAAAGCGUCUAGAUGUAUCGGAGAAAACAAUUAAAGAUUUAGAAGACAAACAAGCGAAACUGACAGAGGAAAUUGGCCAGCUUAAACCUGAAAGGAAAGUCUCUGUCUUGAAGAGACAGCUUAGUGAACUGGCUGAUAGGGUUGAAAUUCUCACGCUGGAAAAUACGAGCCUUAAAGACCUUAUCCGUGAAAAAGAGGAAACUGAGCAGCAUAAGCAGACAACUCAUGGCAGUGUUACUGAUGCUUCUAAAAUAAAUGGACAAAAAGAAACAGGACAUAUAGUGACAGAAAACAACAGCAAAUAUGAUGAAUACAUAGGGGAUAAUAAGGAGCAGCAGUCACCAUGCUCACCAGUAUUUACACAAACUACAGAGAUAGCGUAUGUCUGCGACUUUUCUUACGAAAAAUCAAACCUUAAAAGGGGAGAAACAGUUUAUCGAGAAACGAAAGAAAAUCUCGAGGUGCACGAGAUCAACAGACACACUGAAACGGAGAAAUGGCGACUGAGCAGACGACAGAUGAGUGUGGAGCUGCGAAUGGGAGAGUUGGAAGACUACAAAUUACAUUUUAAACAAGAUAUGACGGAUAUGAACCAGACAGUGGAGUCACUGAGCAUGCGCCUUAUGCAGUUGGAAGACGCUCUUGUAGAAGCUCAAGAAUUACAGGAACACACUGAAGCUGAACGGACAGUCACACAAAAGCGUCUAGAUGAAUCAGAGAAAACAAUCAAAGAUUUAGAAGACAAAGAAGCGAAAAUGAUAGAGGAAAUUCGCCAACUUAAGCUUGAAAGGAAAGACUCUGUGUUGAAAAGACAACAUAGUGAACUGGCUGACAGAGUUGAAAUCCUCAUGCUCGAAAAUAAGAGCCUUAAAGAUCUUAUACGUGAAAAAGAGGAAACUGAACAUCAGAUAGAGGCAAAUGCUAACAGUGUAACUAAUGCCUCUGAAACAAAUGUUAAGGAAGAAAAAGAUAAUAUUGUGACAGAAAGCAGUUGCGAAUGUGAUGAAAAGAUGGCGGAUCAAAAUGGACAGAAAUCCCCACCUCCACCAGAAUUUACACAAACCACAGAGAUAGCGUAUGUCUGAAUGAACACAUACCUGUGAAAAUGUCUUCCAUUAACUGUCAAAGUCUAUAUAAUAAUUAUUUUGAGUGUUCACUUGCAUGUUUUAACAUCGAGUUCUAUAGAACCAUGUUUUAGUAGUAUAUCAUUGUUAAUUAUUACAUCGCGGAAACGGAUUUUUAUAUAUGGGUGUUUUGAAACAUUUAGUUCGCAUCUACUGUAGAGAAAGUUCCUGCAAUCGGUACUCUGGCGUACAAUAUUAGAAUAUGUACUAAUUUAAGAAAAAAUGCAACAGACUGUAUUUAUAAGCAGUAAUGUAAUGUUCCUGCAGCAUCAUCUAGAUAUGAUCAAAAAUAGGACUAUUCCAAUCACGAACAGAUACAAAAUCUACAACGAUUAAUAAUAAAGGAAAAUCUUUAUAUUUGCUACAUGAAAAACAUAAUUAUAUAAAUAUCUCAUAACCAAUUGAGUUGAAAAAAAAAAUAAGUUGGAUCCUUGUGGAUCUGAUGUCAUUUAUAUAAGUUUUAUUUAUUUUGUGAUUUUAAUGAAUAUAUCAAUUAGUCAAUUUAAGAUAACCAAAUACUGAAGCGAAAUUUCAAGUUAUCAGUGAUCUAAAAAGGUUGUGAAAUUAUGAGUUGACUUUGAAUUACAGUUAUUACAAUUAUGUUAGAUGACAAUCAUGUUCAUCAAAGCUAUUAGGAAGAUGUUAUACUUUAUCGCUGGAUAAUUAAUUUCUUACAUUUUAAUGUAUUUACUUUAGUAUUAUAUUUUAAACUAUU
Molecule: messenger RNA, 2818 nt
Organism: Mercenaria mercenaria
Lineage: Eukaryota; Metazoa; Mollusca; Bivalvia; Venerida; Veneridae
Product: myosin-16-like
Exons: 8
Coding region: 535-2064 (509 amino acids)
Source: RefSeq, a predicted model, not a curated record